Messenger RNA from Elgaria multicarinata webbii, 2490 nucleotides. RefSeq names its product RAB44, member RAS oncogene family (gene RAB44). The transcript has 12 exons. Bases 1 to 2490 code for a protein of 829 amino acids. NCBI's taxonomy places the organism in Eukaryota, Metazoa, Chordata, Lepidosauria, Squamata, Anguidae. Gene Ontology annotation, molecular function: GTP binding; GTPase activity; calcium ion binding. The record is from RefSeq and is a predicted model, not a curated record. Gene Ontology annotation, biological process: vesicle-mediated transport.
AUGGAUAAACAGAGAUGUCUUGCUAAAGAUGGAAAGUUUGGGUCAAGCCGCUGGAAGCAAGCACGACGUGCACAGGGAAAAGCAGAAGUAUAUUCAAGCUCAAAAGAAGAGCCAUUCCAUUCUGGAAUCAUUGAAAAGGUUUGGGACAUCUGCCGGGAGCACGAUGAAGACAAGAAAGGUUUUAUUGCACGAGCUGAUAUGCAGAAAUUGGCAGCAGACUUACCUUGGAGCACAAAAGAGCUGGAGCUUGUCUUUGAUGGCCUUGAUGAUGACAACAAGGGCUACUUAACUGCUGAAGAGUUCACUGAAGGGCUCAGGCAUUUUCUAAGCUCACAGACGAUGGUGAGAGAGCACCGGAAGAGGAAGAGAGCUCCAGCAAGGGCUCCUGCAAACCUGUUACUGGCGGAAGCUAAUAUCGAGGAGCAAAAGUGCUUUGAGGCCUUCAUAAACCAACUGGGACCUGACAGUAUCUUUGAAGACAAGUCAGAAAACUGGAAGAUGUGGUUUCAGCUCCUGCAGGAUGAACCACAUCUGCUGGGAAACCUGAAGGAGUUCUUGGCUAACAUGACUCACUUGAUCAAGGAAGCUAAGCAUGCAAAAGAGAAGUUACAGUUAAUGCUGAAAAUGCGGGUUGCUGAUCACAACAAGGAGGUACAGCAGCUACAAGAGGAAAUGGAACAGCAAAUAGAGAGGGAGAAACAAAGGCUGCAGUAUGAGGGUAAAACCAGAAACCAGUUGCUCAGCACGGAGAUGAAGAAAGCAUUGGAUGUCAAGGAACAGGAAAUACAGCAUUUCCUCAGUGUUCAAAAAGAGCCUCCUUGGCACGUUCUUGGCUUUUGCUCCACGGUCACUAAAAGAAACUCCAUCCAAGGAACUAAUUCGGAAUGUGCUGCAGAGCUUGAGACACAGUUCCUCAGUCUCAAGGAAAAGCAGCAGGUGGCCAAUACCGAAACCCAGCAGCUCAAGCAAACCAACAGUGUCCUUGAGAACCAGCUACAACAAACCCUCCGUCAGCUUCAAAAGACUCAAAAGCAGCUGGAUACCAUGAAGGCUAGAGUGUCCCAGAUGCACAAACAAGGCGGGGACAAAUCCCUGGAGGAAGACUCUGAGAAGAAUCCUCAAAGACCACAGGACCCUCUGCCCACAAAUAAGAUGGUCAACUCUCAACUGGAGAUAAGCCUGGAAUGCAGUCUGGGCGAGGAUACACUGGACAGCUCUGCUCAGCAGGCACCUGAUAAUGAGGCAUUAAUGGCCAAUGCUGACUCACAAUCCAGAAAAAGGGUGAUCUCCAUUGAAGAGGAUCCUUUGCCAGGAGCUAUUGAAGAAGAACAACAUUUCCCCCAGAAGACUUCAGGUCAAAGCUCUUUGUUUAAAGAGCUGCAUGAGGCCAUAGCAGCACUGAGCAAGUCUGAAUCACGCAAACAACAAAUAGAUGACUUUGGUUUUCAAGGACAGGAAUCCUUGGGACACAAUGGAAAUUCUCAGCAAGGUAUCAUGCCAGGAGAAGUACCUCAGAAUGAAGCUCCCUCAAAAAAUGGUGGUCCACAGAAGGGGAUUUCUGAAACUCUUACCAGCCUGGCUACAUCACAAGCAGAGAUUCUUCUUAAAGAAGGACCAGCUCAUGUGCAGGCCAGUGCUCUGAAGAAGAAGAAAGCUAACAUUUUUGAGCCAGGAAUGGAAGUCAAAACUCCCAAGCGAAUCCAUGAAGAAAGUUGUGUUCCUGGGGUUCAAUCUCCUGGUUAUUCAGCGUUGGCAACACAAGUCAGUAAUGACAAAGAGGACCCAUUACAAGGUGACACUCUGCUUUCGGAACAGGUAAUCCAACCUGAAAAUAUCAAGCCGGUUUUAAAGCACAGUGAUAUCAUCAGGACUCCAUGGCCAUCUGCUGAUUCUGAGCAAGAAGUGAUAAAGCAAUCUCUAGUCAUGAAAACACCAGAUAGAAAAAUGCCUGAGACUCGACGCCCCCCAAUGAAAGAUAUGGCAUCAGCUCAUUUCCCACUCAGGAUAGCUCUGCCCAAGUUGCCUGUAGGACAUAAGCCCAAAAUCUCACUUUUCCAAAACAGCCAGUUAGAGAAUAUUCCCGAGAUAGAGAUCCAGGCACAGACCACCGAUGGGAGAGGAGUACUGUCAUUAGAAGACAGAACAGAAGAAUGGGCUGAUAGAUCUGAGUGUGAGAAGAAUCAACAAGGCAGGGCAGAAAUGGGUGAGGAAACAAAAGCUAAAUGGGAAGAUUGCCAAGGAAAUGCAGGCACAAAGGAAACUCUUAAAGGCACCACGGCUGUCUGCCCCCAGCCAGACCACGUGUAUAAUGUGCUCUUUGUAGGAGACUCUUAUGUGGGCAAAACAUCCUUUUUGCACCGGUUUCAAGAUGAUUCCUUCAGCGCAAAUAUGAUUGCAACUGUAGGAAUGGACUAUCGGCUCAAAAACCUCUUUGUGGAUAACAAGUGCUUUGCUUUACGUCUGUGGGACACAGCUGGCCAAGAAAGGUAG